This is a messenger RNA of Triticum dicoccoides, 1392 nucleotides long. RefSeq names its product sinapine esterase-like. Bases 50 to 1201 code for a protein of 383 amino acids. The transcript is spliced from 4 exons. Gene Ontology annotation, molecular function: hydrolase activity, acting on ester bonds. Lineage: Eukaryota; Viridiplantae; Streptophyta; Magnoliopsida; Poales; Poaceae. The record is from RefSeq and is a predicted model, not a curated record.
GAGUCUAGCUCGAGGUCGAAACCAUUACUUUCUAUCCACAUCCACCACAAUGGCGGUGGCGUCGACUCCGCCUCUGCAGCUUGUCAUAGCCGCGCUUCUUGCGCUGUCCCUGUCCACGACAGCGUCCUCGUCGCCUGCGCCGGCGAACCGGAGCAGCUGCUACAAGCGUCUAUUCAGCUUCGGCGACUCUCUGACCGACACCGGCAACUACAUCAUCCACUACUCGAACGCGUCAGGGCCGGUCCUAGCGCUGCCAUACGGCGAGACCUUCUUCGGCCGCCCUACCGGCCGAUGGUCCGACGGCCGCCUCAUCAUCGACUUCAUCGUGGAGAGGCUGGGGUUCCAGUACUGGCCGGCGUACCUGAAGGGGGCGGCCGGGAAGUCGCCGGCGGAGGAAUUCCGGUACGGCACCAAUUUUGCGGUUGCGGCCGCCACGGCGCUGAGCCAGGAUUUCUUCCUGGAAAAGAACCUCAGGGUGGACCUGCUUACCCCGAGCCCGAUCCCCCCUUACUCCCUCGGCGUCCAGAUCGACUUGUUCAAGAAAGUGCUCGCCAUGCUCGCCUCCACGGACCAAGAGAGGAAGGAGGUGAUGUCGAGCUCGCUGUUCCUGGUGGGGGAGAUCGGCCUCAACGACUACAACCACCCCUUCUUGCAGAACAAGACCCUGGAAUGGGUCAGGCCCCUCGUGCCCCAGGUCAUCAGCUCCAUCGUUCUGUCCAUCGAGGCUCUGAUCGAGCUAGGCGCCAAGACCAUGUAUGUGCCGGGCAUCUUCCCGCUGGGGUGCACCCCGCUGUACCUCUCCCUCUUCCCCGGCGACGACCGCGACCCUGCCACGGGCUGCCUCCGGGGGGUCAACGACCUCAUCCUCGCCCACAACCACAUGCUGGAAACCAAGCUUGAGGAGCUCCGCCGUGACCACCCCGGCGUGUCCAUCACCUACGUCAACUCCUACGACAACGUCCUCGGCCUCAUCACAGCGCCCACCCAAAACGGGUUCGACAAGGAAACGGUGCUGGAGGCGUGCUACCCCGUCUUCAUUUCUGGGUCGGCGGCGGUUCCGUGCGUGGACCCGUCCAAGCACGUGAAUUUCGACGGCCUGCACAUGACGGAGGCGGCGUACAAGCUCAUGGCCCGCGGGAUGCUCGACGGCCCGUUCGCCGCGCCGUCCAUCAUGUCCACCACAUGCAACCACGGCUGCUAGACCUAUGUCUUGCUUUCGCAAAUGAUCUAUAUUCAGAUAGUGCUUGUUGCAUCUGGUUGUCAAAGGGUCAUCAAUAAAUACUCGAUCACGAUGGUGCGCGUUGCAGCACCUCCAUUUUUCCAAUAAAUUAAUAGUACUUUUUGUAAUAUAUAAAGUGACAUGUACAGUACUCCUAUAUUAUAAGAAGAAAC